AUGGCAUCUUCAUCUUUUCUUCCUACGAAGGAAGUGGAAGGUGAGAGCGUAACAGUUCCAAAUUGGCUUGAACUUCCGAAAGACAUCACUGCAAACAUUCUUCAGAGACUUGAUACCUUUGAAAUUGUAACAAGUGCAUGUCUAGUUUGUCCUCUAUGGUGGAAUAUAUGCAAGGAUCCCCUCAUGUGGCGCACUAUUAGCAUGAGAAAGAGAAACAUUUACCAUUCAGACAACAAUUUGGUUGAUAUUUGUCGCUUUGCCAUUGAACGAAGUUGUGGUCAACUAGAAAGCAUUUGGGUUGAGUAUUUUGGCACCAAUGAGCUCCUUCAAUGCAUAGCUGAGAAUGCCAGUAAACUACGAUGCUUGAGGUUUGUAAAUUGCUGGAGAAUUACAGAUAAAGGAUUCAGUGAAGCUGUUAGAAAUUUUCCUUUGUUAGAAGGACUGGACAUUUCAUUGUGCAACCUAUCAAAGUAUUCUCUUGAAGUUGUUGGCCGACGUUGCAAGCUGCUAAAAUGUCUAAAAUUUGUAAGAAAUGGUUUUUAUGAUUUUGAUGGUGAUGAUGAGGCAUUUGUUAUUGCAGAAACAAUGUCCGGACUACGCCAACUUAAUAUUAGUGGAAAUGACAUGACAUAUGUUGGGUUGAUUUCAAUUCUUGAUGGUUGUCCUCUUCUUGAGACUCUAAAUAUUCGAAGAUGUUAUAAUGUUAAUUUGAGUGGAAGUUUGAGGAGAAGGUGUCUUGAGCAGAUCAAAGAUGUGCAGCUUCCAGUUCAGCAUUACAUUGAAGAGUACGAUUAUGAUGAUGAUCAUGUAACUUAUCAUGAUUCUCUGUUAGAUGAUGACUGUUAUGAUCCUUAUGAUUAA
This is a messenger RNA of Trifolium pratense (red clover), 861 nucleotides long. RefSeq names its product putative F-box/LRR-repeat protein 23. The transcript has 2 exons. NCBI's taxonomy places the organism in Eukaryota, Viridiplantae, Streptophyta, Magnoliopsida, Fabales, Fabaceae. Gene Ontology annotation, molecular function: protein binding. The record is from RefSeq and is a predicted model, not a curated record. Bases 1 to 861 code for a protein of 286 amino acids.